Molecule: messenger RNA, 2946 nt
Organism: Gigantopelta aegis
Lineage: Eukaryota; Metazoa; Mollusca; Gastropoda; Neomphalida; Peltospiridae
Product: FK506-binding protein 5-like
Exons: 4
Coding region: 54-2192 (712 amino acids)
Source: RefSeq, a predicted model, not a curated record
AUACCUGCGAUGACGUAACGCAAACGAGCUGACUUGCUAAAAAUGAGAUAAAAAUGCUAAAUGCAUGCUGUACGUUACUUUCUGCAUACACCAUAACCUGCUGUUUUAUCUAUAGCUUUACGUACCCUGUGAAUUACCCUACCAUAGAUGAGUCUUCUUUUUACAACAAGGAAAAUGGUGACUUGAAACAAUCUGUACUUAAUGAAAGGUACGCAGCAGAUGUUGAGUAUGGCGAAACUCUGACCCCAGACACGGGAAUUCAACAGGAGACUGCAGCUCGUAUUGUAGCGCAGAUAAAGGCUAAUCGGAAAAAACUCGCAGGAACUCGUAGUAAAGGGAAAUUUAAUCCUAUUACGGACACAGUAGCACAAGGUGGAGAACAUUAUGACUUUGGUCUUACCAAUGACUUGGUCAGUGAAUCAACGUACAAGGAUAUCUUGCUGGACGUUCUUCAGGAUGAGGAAAUGGAUAGAGAAGGACAGGGGAGAAAUCGAAAGAGGAGAUCGAAUAAUGAAGAGGAGAUCAAAAACGAAACAAUACAUUCACCUCCUAAAUAUAGCAGAGUGAAAGCGAGGUCCAUCAUUAGAAUGAUUGAUGAUGAUGAUGAUGAUGAUGACGAUGAUGAUGAUGACAGUGUCAUAGAUGUAGCCAGGACUAUACCACAUACUCCCAUAACUGUGGUCGAGGAUGAUGAUGAUGACGAUGACAAUGUCAUAGAUGUAGUCAGGACUAUACCACAUACUCCCAUAACUGUGGUCGAGGAUGAUGAUGAUGAUGAUGAUGAUGACGACGAUGAUAAUGUCAUAGAUGUAGUUAGGACUAUACCACAUACUCCCAUAACUGUGGUCGAGGAUGAUGAUGAUGAUGAUGAUGAUGGUGACGAUGACAAUGUCAUAGAUGUAGUUAGGACUAUACCACAUACUCCAAUAACUGUGGUCGAGGAUGAUGAUGAUGAUGAUGACGAUGAUAAUGUCAUAGAUGUAGUUAGAACUAUACCACAUACUCCCAUAACUGUGGUCGAGGAUGAUGAUGAUUACGAUGACAAUGUCAUAAAUGUAGUUAGGACUAUACCACAUAUUCCCAUAACUGUGGUCGAUGAUGAUGAUGAUGAUGAUGAUGAUGACAAUGUCAUAGCUGUAGCUAAGACUAUAACACACACUCCCAUAACUGUGGUCGAGGAUGACGACGAUGAUGAUGAUGAAAAUAUCAUUGAUGUAGCCAGGACUAUAGCACAUACUCCCAUAUCAGUGGUCGAGGAUGAUGAUGAUGAUGAUGAUGUCAUAGAUGUAGCUAGUACUAUAAAACAUACUCCCAUUACUGUGGUUGAGGAGGAGGAUGAUGAUGAUGAUGAUGACGACGACGAUGAUGAUAACGUAUAUAUUCCACUGGUUACCAAAACAACAGCAACAGGGCCACCAGUAUACAUGGAUGUGCAACAAAAUCCACUUGAUGAGGAAAUAAAUGUUAUUGAAGACAACCUGAAAUCAGAUACUGAAGCCGACUUGGCUACAGAUGAUGAAGAACCAGACGAUGCCAUGUAUAAUCGGAUUCUGAAAGAGCGUUUCAAGUCAUAUGUCGAACAUCGAAACAAGCGCAAGAAUCAUCAACUUACUGAUGAUCUGGAGAGGGUGAGCGAGGGUCUGCUGCCGGAGCACGAGGACCUGGACGAGAUGGACCUGCCCAGCAUGAACGCCACGGGCACCGUGAUCACCAUCGACGAGCCGGAGAACUUCGAGAUCAGGGAGACGCAGAGCAAGAGCGUCUGGAAGCGACACGCCUAUCCAGUCUACGACGCCAUCGACGACGACGACGACGUCGAGCAGGAGGAUGAAGACGAUGGCGAGGACGACGUCACAGAAGAUACGUCAGACCUGACCGAACAGCCGAACGGGCCCAUCGCUAUUGAGGAGCAAGAAGAGAUACAGUUCUCAGACCUGUUUGCCCAGAACCCAAAAGCCAUCAAGUGGGACGAGCCGCAGAUGCUGUCGAAUUGCUGGUUCCACGCCAUGGUCUCCAGGAGACGGGGAUUCUCGCCCAGCUGCAACCCGGACGGGACCUACUCGGCCAAGCAGUGUCACCUGCAGAGGUGCUGGUGUGUUCACAAAGACGGCACGUCACAGGUUCUGGACAGAAGUGAACGGUUCUCCUUCGCCUUGGCCGGUCUCAUGUUAAAGUGCACGCAAAACGUCUAAACACUUUUAAAGGGAUUUUUGUGUUGGGGGUGAUUUUUGCAAAUGGAGUCCUCACCACGUGGUCCAUCGUGGUAGUCAUGAAUGAGACAGACAUACCAUAGUAAAACUAGCGCGGUGACGCAAUGCCUGUCCUUGAUCUGGGAUGACUGGGAUGGCAUGCAGGGUCAAUUGCACAUUCAGCAAUCAUUGCAGUUCACACAGGUUCCAUGAAGCUGUGUCUGGGUAUUAUACAUUAUGGAGGUGAUGGGCAUGACCCACUGACGCGUUUGUUUUGAUAGACUUGGCUAAUGAAAACAGCCUGCGUCUGAUUGUGGCAGUAAAUUGUCUUUCAAAUGAUUAUUCCAAUUGGAACUGGGUGAGGGGGUAUUUCUAGAUGUUACGUAAAUGUGCACUGUAUUUAAUAUAAACAACGAGCGUCUGUUUGAUAGAUUUGGAAAAUAUUUAGGGGGUGGUGAGGUGGGUGGGGUUCUGCAUAUUCAUAAAUGUAAAUUAUACAUUGUCAGCAAAAAGAGUGUCGCCUUAUUUAUAUAUAUAUAUAUUUUUUUUUUUUAAAGUAUAUUAUGAAACGUAGUAAUGCAAUUUAUUAUAACAGUUUCUAUUAAUAUUUCUGGUUGUGUUUUAAUGUGAUUUUUAUUCUAUAUUGACAACAAUUAGAUGUGUCUUUUUAGAUUGUAUUUUGUUUUAAAUAAUUUUGAUGUUCUCACUUUGGCACGACUGAAGAGGUGUCUGCUUGUGAUUAAAUAUAUGUAACGUA